AUGAACGGGACUAUCGAAAAGGUCGUCUAUCUCUCCUCCCUUGCCGUGGGAUCUUGGGUAGCCAAGAGACUCCUGGACGAAUAUGGCGAACUCCCGCUGCAUCUGCUCUGCUCCAGCAUCGAAGUUCAUUCCUACGAUGAGGCCUACAAUUACCUCCUCUACUGGCUCAUGAAGCAGAAGUUUGACGCGGACAAGAACCGCUUGAUGGCGAUAACAUCGCUUACGAGCGGUCAGGGGGGCUUCUUCGGUGAAGACAACAAGGACAACGAUGGGCCGGAGGAGGACGAACUUGAGGUCCAAGCCGACGCGGAGUACAAGGCCUCACUGGCGAAUACCCGUCCAUUGCUCUGGGCUCCCUCAGCAGGAACACACUGGUUCCGGUACCGGGGUCGGUAUCUCGCGCUCACCCGGGAGGUGGAGGAACAUAGGCAAACGGUGUACAUGCGGACGGAGAAGCUACGCAUCUCCUGCUUUGGGCGCGAUCCAUCCAUCCUGAAAGAGUUGAUGCAGGAUGCGCGGGUGGCCUUUUCGCAAAAGGAAAAGGGAAGGACAGUCAUCUACCGCGGCGUCAAGCAGAUAUUCGACGGCGAGCUGGCCUGGAAGCGGUCGACUUCCCGCCCCGCGCGACCAUUGUCGACAGUCAUUCUGGACGAAGCUGUCAAGCAGGCCUUCCUGGAAGACAUACAGCACUAUCUGCACCCCAGUACGAUGCGCUGGUACAGCGACCGGGGCAUUCCCUAUCGACGGGGAUAUCUGUUCUAUGGCCCCCCGGGCACCGGGAAAUCCAGUCUCGCCUUCGCCGCGGCAGGGUUCCUUGGCUUGAAUGUGUACAUGAUCAACCUGAACUCGCAGCAGCUCACAGAAGACAACUUGACGCAGCUGUUUCUUACGCUUCCGAGGCGAUGUCUGGUGCUGUUGGAAGAUAUCGACGCUAAUGAAGUGACUGGGCGCCGCAAGCCAGAUGCACCGCGCCGGAAGGGGAAGAACGGGAUCUCUCUCUCGUCGUUACUGAACAUCAUUGAUGGCGUCGCGGCUCAGGAGGGCCGGGUGCUGAUCAUGACGACCAAUCACCAUGAACACCUCGAUCCAGCGCUCAUUCGACCUGGACGGGUAGACUACCGGCUUGAGUUUCGGCUCGCCAGUCGAGAGCUCUGUGCGGCCAUGUUUCGGAAUAUUUUCCAGGUCUAUACGUCCGACGCUGAGGUGGGUGGUGCACAGAUUGCCUCGGUUACGGAAAAGUCGACACAGGGGAGCCUCCAUGAUGCUCUGGGUGACCGAUCGACGAAAGAAGGGUCUGGAGCGAUUGACCUCCACGAACUCGCCAAAUCAUUUGCCGGGAAGAUUCCGCCUUGCACCUUUUCUCCUGCUGAAGUUCAGGGAUAUCUGCUGCGGUAUCGGGAUUCACCACAGGAUGCCGUAGCCGGCGUUGAAACAUGGAUUGAGACGUCGCUGGCGGAGAAGGCAUCUGGAGAGCAUGAGCCUGGUGAUAAAGAACCUGAAGCUGGAGCGAGUGAGCCGACUGAAGAUGAGGAUGAGUCUGAGGAGGAGAAUGAGGAUCCAGAUAAAGAGCCGUCUCCUUGA
This is a messenger RNA of Aspergillus thermomutatus, 1581 nucleotides long. RefSeq names its product BCS1 and AAA domain-containing protein. Gene Ontology annotation, biological process: protein insertion into mitochondrial inner membrane from matrix; mitochondrial respiratory chain complex III assembly. Gene Ontology annotation, molecular function: ATP binding; ATP hydrolysis activity. Gene Ontology annotation, cellular component: mitochondrial inner membrane. Bases 1 to 1581 code for a protein of 526 amino acids. The transcript has a single exon. Lineage: Eukaryota; Fungi; Ascomycota; Eurotiomycetes; Eurotiales; Aspergillaceae. The record is from RefSeq and is a predicted model, not a curated record.